Molecule: messenger RNA, 1981 nt
Organism: Carassius auratus (goldfish)
Lineage: Eukaryota; Metazoa; Chordata; Actinopteri; Cypriniformes; Cyprinidae
Gene: fam168b
Product: family with sequence similarity 168 member B
Exons: 8
Coding region: 213-800 (195 amino acids)
Source: RefSeq, a predicted model, not a curated record
GUCUUUCCGCUUCCCUUCUUGACAGAGGCGGAAGUGACGCACGGUGCUGCCUAGUGUUCGCAGUCGACGCAAGAACGCGAGACGGACAACAUCAUCAGAUACGAGCGAAAUAUUGGAUUAUUCGCCCACUACAAAAACUCUAGCGACCGUGUAGUAGAGGGUGACUCAAGUUCAUAAAGGGACUCAUUACGAAGUGCUGAAAGAUAAACAUCAUGAAUCCUGUUUAUAACCCUGCAUCAUCAGGGGUUCCUUAUGCCAACCCUAAAGGAAUAGGAUACCCAGCGGGAUUUCCUGUGGGUUAUGCAGCGGCAGCUCCAGCAUACUCCCCUGGCAUGUACCCUGGCGCUAAUCCAGUCUUUCCCUCAGGUUAUGCUCCCGGGACCCCUUUCAAAAUGUCCUGCUCCCCAACAACAGGUGCUGUACCCCCCUAUUCCUCAUCACCCAACCCCUACCCUGCUGCAGUCUACCCCAUGAGAAGUCCCUACGCCCAACAGAACCCCUACGCACAGCAGCAAGGCACUUAUUACACACAGCCCCUUUACGCAGCACCGCCCCAUGUCAUUCAUCAUACAACUGUGGUCCAGCCAAAUGGCAUGCCAGCGGCCAUGUAUGCCCCUCCCAUUCCCCCACCCCGCCCUAACGGAGUUACCAUGGGAAUGGUAGGAGGCACCACCAUGGCGAUGUCUGCUGGGACAUUAUUAACAACUCACUCUCCGACCCCAGUCGCACCUCACCCCUCAAUGCCCACGUACCGCCCGCCUACCACUCCCACCUACAGUUACGUGCCCCCGCAGUGGUGAACACCACACUGUGAGUGUAAAGCCCACAUUUGCCAGCUCUUAAGGUCGAAAGAUGGUAGAUAUGCAUUCUCACUGUCCAGUAUUUUCACAGUUGGAGCUGACACUACAAGUGUUAUCAGCCAGUUGCUCUUCCUUCCAAACAUAAUGUGAAUCCGACUCCACUUGACAGAAGAAAGGAAAGAGUAUUUUCCCAUCCUUCACUCAUUCUACAACAUAUCUCACGGCCGAAGACCAGAGAAGCUCUUCAUGCUGAAUUGUGUUGUGUGGACUGUCUUGCAGUUUUUAGCUAACUCUUUAAUUGGUGAAACCGGAAGGGAGUUGGAAUUAGUUUUAUUGGAAUACCUAUUGAAUGCAUGUAUAUAUUUAACAGAGGACAAAAAAAAAAAAGCAGCGCUAGCUCAUUCUACCAGCUAUUACAGAUGCAAAACUAUCAGCAGUUAUCUCAAGCAAAAAUCCAAAGGGAUGGGGGAACAACAACUGUAUAUUAAAUGCAAUGUCUUAAUUGUUAUUUCAUACAAAAUAUUAAUAACUUGAGCAUUUAAUAUUUUUCUUUUAUUUUCCUGGUUUUAAUUUGGGUAAUUGUAGCUCCAGGCAUGGUUUGUUUUCUCUGGGUGACGGUAUGCUUGUUGCUUCGGUGCCCUAUUGGGAAAACGGGCCUUUAGGGUUUGUGCCUCUGCUUCAUAUGCCUGUUUUCAUUUGAUUAGUUUUAUCACUCGACAUGCUCUCACUGCAGUUAAUUGUUGCACUAAUUGCCUGUGUGUGUACAUAAAUUGGUUGAUUGAGCUGUAUUAGUGCUGAGAGCAUAUAAACUCAUUUGUGUACCUCUGGUUUGGUUUUCUUAGAUUUUAAAAGUCUGACCGAAAGAUUAACAUUGGAAUCGCAGUGAUAUUCGGCAUUUUAAAUGGUCAAUUGUUUAUGUGGUUAAUAAAAAGAAAUGUAAUUAAGUUUGAUUUGAUUACACUACUGGUUACAUUUGAGGAGGUGAAUUUGAGUUGUUUAGUUAUUCUUGACCCAAACAUCGCUUGUUACCUCAGUAGUACACCGUAACUGACUGAAUUUUAUAGUCUUUUUACUUUAUACAUUGCCUAUGUCACUUCAGUUAAAGAAUAUUUUGUAAUGUUUAAUGUGUUUUUGUUUUGUAUUUUCAAGAAAGACCAAAAAAUAAAUACAGUAAUAAAAUA